This is a messenger RNA of Arabidopsis lyrata subsp. lyrata, 1653 nucleotides long. RefSeq names its product bifunctional dihydrocamalexate synthase/camalexin synthase. Gene Ontology annotation, molecular function: heme binding; monooxygenase activity; oxidoreductase activity, acting on paired donors, with incorporation or reduction of molecular oxygen. NCBI's taxonomy places the organism in Eukaryota, Viridiplantae, Streptophyta, Magnoliopsida, Brassicales, Brassicaceae. Bases 54 to 1538 code for a protein of 494 amino acids. The record is from RefSeq and is a predicted model, not a curated record. The transcript is spliced from 2 exons.
UAAAUUAAAUAGAGAACACAGAACAAAAAAAAAACAAGAACAAAGCCAGUAAAAUGUCGGUCUUCCUCUUUUUCCUCUUCCUCUUCCUCUUACCCCUUAUCUCAAUCUUCUUGAACGUUUUCAAACGUCCGAAAUGGAAGCUUCCUCCAGGUCCAAAGAAGCUUCCCAUCAUCGGAAACUUGCACCAACGCGGGAAACUACAUCCCAGGAAUCGCCGUAAUAUCUCCGAAAUGUAUGGACCAGUGGUGCAUCUCCAAUACGGAUUCAUCCCCGUGGUCGUGGUCUCUUCGAAAGAAGCAGCAGAGGAAGUUCUAAAGAUCAACGAUCUUGAGUGUUGUACUCGACCAGAGGCGGCCGGGAUGAGAGCAACUUUUUACAACUUCAAAGACAUCGGGAUGGCACCCUUCGGCGACGAGUGGAGUCUGAUGCGGAAGCUCUCGGUGGUAGAGCUCUUCAGCGUGAAAAAGCUUCAGUCUUUCAAGUAUAUCAGAGACGAAGAGAAUGACUUGUUUGUCAAGAAAAUCUCUGAGUUUGCUACGAGACGAUCUCCAGUGAAUCUUGAGAGAGCCGUUUUCACUUUAGUCGGAAAUACAAUUUGUCGGAUCGGGUACGGGAUAAAUCUCUAUGAGUGUGAGUUCUUUGAUGAAGAAAGCGUCGUGGAUCUUGUGCUAAAGGCUGAAGCAGUCAUAAGAGAAACUGUGUUCUCUGAUUUCUUUCCCGGAAGAAUCGGUAGGCUCGUCGACAGGAUCUCCGGUCAGAACAAGAGAUUGAACAAUAAAUUCUCGGAAGUAGACACUUUCUUUCAGAAUAUUCUUGACGAGCAUCUUAAGCCUGGAAGAGAGAGCUCUGAUAUUAUUGACAUGAUGAUCGAUAUGAAGAAGAAGCAAGAGAAAGAUGGAGAUUCUCUCAAGUUCACCACUGAACAUCUCAAAGGGAUGAUCUCGGACAUAUUUGUAGCAGGAAUUGGCGGAGUCGCUGGCAUAACACUAUGGGGAAUGACCGAGCUGAUCAGAAACCCGAGAGUGAUGAAGAAAGUGCAAGACGAGAUUCGGACAACACUUGGGGACAAGAAGGAGAGAAUCAAAGAAGAAGAUCUAAACCAACUUCACUACUUUAAGCUCAUGGUCAAGGAGAUAUUAAGGUUACAUCCAACAACUCCACUCUUGCUCCCAAGAGAGGCAUCGUCUCAUUUCAAGGUCCAAGGCUACGAUAUUCCUGCGAAAACACAGAUCCUAGUCAACCUUUAUGCGAUGGGUCGUGAUCCAAAACUCUGGGAAAAUGCGGAUGAGUUUAACCCUGACAGGUUCCUCGACAGUUCCAUUGAUUAUAAAGGAAAAAACUAUGAGUUGCUACCGUUUGGAUCUGGUAGGAGAAUAUGUCCUGGGAUGGCAAUGGGAACCAUGCUUGUUGAGUUGGCAUUGUUGAAUUUGCUUUACUUCUUCGAUUGGGGAUUGCCGGAGAAGGAUGAAGCCAAAAAGAUCGUUACUCGGGACGGUGAAGAGACUUUUCUUGCCUACUUUCAAGUUCUUCACCACUGAAUAUGGUUUGGUUAUGUACACUAGAUUCUAAGAUAAUAAAUGACAACUAUUUCUGUUGUAUGUGUUUUGGUUGCAAUAAAAAUAAAAACUGAUGGUCCAGUUGGAAGCUGCAUAA